Molecule: messenger RNA, 1317 nt
Organism: Trypanosoma conorhini
Lineage: Eukaryota; Euglenozoa; Kinetoplastea; Trypanosomatida; Trypanosomatidae
Product: putative heterogeneous nuclear ribonucleoprotein H/F
Exons: 1
Coding region: 1-1317 (438 amino acids)
Biological process (GO): regulation of RNA splicing
Cellular component (GO): nucleoplasm; ribonucleoprotein complex
Molecular function (GO): RNA binding
Source: RefSeq, a predicted model, not a curated record
AUGCAGUUUCAACAGCAGCCGCAGUACGGCCAGGAAGAGGUGGAUGCGAGACCGCAGGACACCGCCGCCGAGGCCCAGCAUGGCGAGCCACGAUCGUGCGAGGGGGAUUUCUCAGGGGCGCAGGAGUCGCGCGUGUUGCGUCUUCACGGGCUGCCGUACUCCGUGCAGGAGGAGACCAUUCGCGCCUUUUUCGCAGACUUCGAACUGGCCGAUGAGGAUGCCGUCUUGCACUUCACAGAUGGGUUGCACCGUGGCACCGGCUUUGUCCGCCUGAAGAAAGCCGAGGACAUGGAGGAGGCCAUCAGGCGGCUCCACCGCCACCACAUUGACUCCAACCGCUACGUAGAGCUCACCGCCUCGAGCGAGGAGGAGCGCCAGCGGACACUGGAACAGCAAGAGCAGGGGUGCAAGACGCAAGUCCUGCGGCUUCGGGGACUGCCGUUUACCUCCACAGAGGAAGACGUGAGGGAGUUUAUCAAGUCCGUCCCUGGUGUCACACGCGUGGAUAUCUGCCGAGACUUGGAAGGCCGCAACACGGGGGAUGCGUUUAUUCAGCUUUCUACUGAAGAAGAUGUUGAGGUGGCAAAGCAGCUUCACAAUAAAACAAUGGGUUCACGCUAUAUCGAGGUAUUGCCAUCCACAAUGUAUGAUCGCGAUGCCAUUAUGCGAGCUGCCAGUCUGCGCGCACGCCGUGAUCGUCGUGGACAACGUGCUGGUGAAGGCCCUCAGAUGGGGUCCCGCAACCAUGGCAAUGGCGCUGCUCCUGGUGCAAUGCAAAUGUUGACACCGAACUUUUUUGACCCAUUUCUUGCUGCAUACAUGGGAUACAUGCCCCAGAUGACCUUUGGGAAUGAGUUGCAGCAAAACCCGUACGACCGUAGUGGUAUGGCCCAAGGCGCACCGUACGGGGUCGCCGGUGGCCCACAGCCGCUCUUCCCGAUGUUUCCCGGCCAGGCACCGAUGAUGGCGCCGCGUGCGCCGAGCAACCACGUAGUUCGCAUCCGCGGUGUGCCGUAUUCGGCGACGGAGGAGUCCAUAGCUGAGUUCUUCGCGGGGGUGAAGAUCCCGCCUCAGGGGGUUCACAUGGUGUACAACGAGCAAAACCGGCCCACUGGAGAGGCGUUUGUGGAACUGGAGAAUGACUCCGAUGUGGUGGCGGCGCUGGAGCGAAACGGAGGCGCCAUGGGGAACCGCUACAUUGAGGUCUUUCAGAGUAGCGUGGCGGCAAUGCAGCGGCUAGGGAGCCCACUCGCGGGGAUGAACAUGAUGCAGUAUCCCAUGCCGGGGCUGGGCAUCAUGCCUCAGUCGUACUGCUGA